Messenger RNA from Scylla paramamosain (green mud crab), 4617 nucleotides. Its product is annotated as 5'-3' exonuclease PLD3-like. The record is from RefSeq and is a predicted model, not a curated record. The coding region runs from base 687 to 2357 and encodes 556 amino acids. Gene Ontology annotation, molecular function: catalytic activity. The transcript has 12 exons. NCBI's taxonomy places the organism in Eukaryota, Metazoa, Arthropoda, Malacostraca, Decapoda, Portunidae.
GUGGUGGAGAGAGGUCGUGUUAAACUGAAACUCUGUGUUGACGUGUUGUGCAUUGUGAUAGACAGACAGAUGAUGAAGUGUUGUUGUGUUAGGUAAACAGCAUUGUGUUAUGUAUAGUGGUAAAUAGAUAGAUGAUAAAGUGUUGUGUUAGACUGAUAGAUACUGUUGUGUUGUGAGAAUAGAUAAAAUGACAAAAUGUGUUGGAUAGAUAGUGUUGUGUUGUGAUAGAUAGAUAGAUAAGUAGUCUUGUGUUGUGGAGAGUUGGCUGUGUUGUGUUAGACUGAUAGAUGGAUAGACAGAUAGAUUAAAUUAGGUUACAUUGGUUUGGGUUAGGUUAAGUUAGAUUAGGCUAAGUGAGGUCAGACUAAGUGAGAUGGUUACAUUGUUAGCUUAAAUUAAGUUAGGUGAGGUUAGCAUAUUUCAGCUUAGGUUAGGUUAUGUCAAGUUAGGUUUGUUCAGGUGGGAUUACCUUAGGUUGGUAAGCAUAGGUCAGGUUAGGUGAGAGCAGGCUGCCUUAGGUUAGGUGAGAUGAGCUGAGCUUAGGUUAGGUUACAUCAGGGCAGGUUUGGUUAUGUCAGGUCAGGUUAGCUGAGGUUACAUCAGGUCAGCUCAGUUUAAGUUAGGCCAGCUUAAGUUAGGUCACAUCAGGUCAAGUUAGAUAAGGUCAGAUCAGGUCAGGUGAGGUCAUGCCCAUGUUCUCAGCGGGGUUUGGGAGGGACAAGGGCUGUUUCCCUCGCCCCAAGCACCCUUUCCACCUCCCCCACGCCCGCACCCCAGACGAGGACCGACACCCCAACCAGCCCAGCGCCAGGACAGUGGUGGAGGGAAAUGGCAAACUGGAUUUUGGAGAGUAUGAACUUGAGCUGUGGGACUUGAGGUACAACGGCAUGAUGGGGCGGGGAGAGCGUGGUGGUGGUGGUGGUAGUGCUGGCCGGCGUGGGACGGGGCUGUGGGAAUGGGUGCGGCCGUCCUGUGUCCCCAUCACUAUCAUUGUCACCCUUUCCCUCCUCAUUGUGGUGAUGGCACUGCUCGAUGACUCACUCUCCCGCCACCACAACAGCACAGCGAUAGGGAACCAGUGCAGAUUCGAAAUUGUGGAGAGCAUCCCAGAGAACCUGACAUUCCCACAAGGCAGUCCAGUCAAUCCCAGCACACACAGUGGCUGGGUUGGCCUCCUGGACUUAGCACAGCACUCAGUGGAUAUCGCAGCCUUCUACUGGACACUGCUGAACUCAGAUGUGUCUCCCAAACCCUUCCCAUCAGCCUCUCUCGGUGAAGAUGUGUUUGCAAGGCUUAAGGAAACUGGUCUGAAGGAAGGCAUGCAGGUGAGAAUCGCCCAGAACCAGCCUUCCCACAUCUCUCCUCAAAAGGACAGUGCCAUCCUCGCUGACCUCGGUGCUGCCAAGGUUCGCAGUCUAGACUUCCAGCGCCUCAUGUCAGGAGGGGUGCUGCAUACCAAGAUGUGGCUGGUGGAUGACACUCAUAUCUAUCUGGGAAGUGCCAAUAUGGACUGGCGCUCUCUCACUCAGGUGAAGGAGGUUGGAAUAAUCAUCUACAACUGUUCUUCUCUUGCUCUGGAUAUGAAGAAAAUAUUUGAGGUCUACUGGCAGUUAGGAGAGGAAGGGGCAGUUAUCCCUCCCUCCUGGCCGGCCCCUCUCCACACCAUUUACAAUUUGGGUCAUCAGUUGAAGCUUUCAUUGGAUGGGGUCCCUGUGUCCACCUACCUGUCUAGCUCCCCACCCCCAUUCUGCCCUGAGGGGAGGAGCAGCGAUGUGGACGCCAUCUUGGACGUGAUAAACAAGGCCAAAAAGUUUGUUUAUGUCGCAGUGAUGGAUUACUUCCCCAAGACUCUCUAUGAACACAAGACUAAAUUCUGGCCACUUAUCGACAAUGCACUGCGAAGGGCUGCAAUAGAGAGAAGAGUGAGAGUGCGACUGCUGGCCUCUCAUUGGUCACACUCCCGUCCUGACCUGCCUCUCUUCCUGCAUUCCCUUUCUGCUCUCACCACCAACUCCACCUCUGUCGAUAUUCAAACUAGGUUGUUCGUGGUGCCGGCUUACACCCCGGAGCAAAAGCAAGUCCCCUUCGGCCGAGUGAACCACAACAAGUACAUGGUGACAGAUCAGGUGGCUUACAUUGGCACAAGCAACUGGAGUGCAGACUACUUCAUAAACACAGGUGGCAUUGGUUUGGUGGUCAAUGAAACUGGCACUCAAACACAGGGCCAAGAGAGUGCUGACCAGGAGGAAGUGCCAGGAGACAGAGUGGGGACCAAGAGUGCCAGACAGCAACUCCAGGCACUGUUUGAAAGGGACUGGCACUCUCAAUAUGCCAAACCUCUGGAUGAUUUUAUUUGAGGUGGGUUAGGUUUGGUCUGGUUUGGUUACGUUGAAGGAGGAGGAGGAGUAGUAGUAGUAGUAGUAGUAGUAGUAGUAGUAGUAGUAGUAGUAGUAGCAGCAGUAGGUUUGAUUUGGUUAGGAGAGAAAGGAGGAGAGAAGAAGAAGAAGGAAAAGCAGUAGUAGUAAUAGUAGUAGUAGUAGUAGUAGGAGGAGGAGGAGGAGGAGGAGGAGGUAUUGUUUGGUUGGAGAAGAAGAAUUAUUAUUAGUAGUAGUUGGGUUAGGUAUGGCUUAAUUUUGUUGAGUUAGAUUGGGUUAGGUUAGGUUGAAAAUUUAUGGUAUUCUAUGUAUUUUCUUUAUUUUCUUCUUCCUCUUCUUUCUUUACCAUCAGUACCAGAUUUGUUUGUUUUCUCAGUGUGUUCAACUUUUAUUAUUAUUAUUAUUUUUAUUAUUAUUAUUAUUAUUAUUAUGCUUUCAUGUGAACUAUUAUUGUAUUUUAAGAGAUCUAAUGGAGGUCUUCAAGUGGUUCAGGGGACAUAACAAGGAUGAUGUAAGCAAAAUCCUCAGAGUCAGUAAUCAGGGUAGGACAAGAAAUAAUGGGUUAAAGCUUGAUAAAGUUAGAUUUUUUAAAAGACAGGAAGGAAUUGGUUCUCAAAUAGAGUGGUGGAUGAAUGGAAUGAACUCAGUAAUCAGGUUGUUAGUGUUGAGCCAAUAUGGAGCUUUAAAAGAUUAGACAAAUGAAUGGAUGGGGAUGACAGGUGGAAAUAGGCAGGCAUGCUUCAUACAGGGACUGCCAUGUCUAGGCCUGAUGGCUUCCUGCACCAACCCUUGUGUUCUUGUGUUUGAAUUUAGAUAUUGGUUUGAUAAUCACUUGCACACACUACAUAAGUUUAAUUAUUUACUAAUAACACUUGUGUGUAUAAUAAUUAUAUUUUUUUGUAAAGACUUUCCAUGGUUGUGUUAUGAUUAUGAUUAGGUUAGGUCUUUUUUUUUUUUUUUUUUUUUAACAUAACAGAUUCACUGGCAAAGGAAAACAAAAAGGGGAAAAAAAAUCCCACAGAAGUGCCAGUCCCAAAAGUGAUGUCAAAAGAACUAUAAAAAAUUACAGGAUAAAUGUCUUGAAAACUCCCUCUUGAAAGAGUUCAAAUCAUAGGAAGGAAGAGAUAUAGGAGCAGGCAGGGGGGUUCAGAGUUUACCAGAGAAAGAGAUGAAAGAUUAAGAAUACUGAUUAACUCUUGCAUCAGAGAGGUGGACAGAAUAGGGAUAAGAGAAAGAGGAAUGUCUUGUGCAGCGAGGCCACAGGUAUGCAGUUAGCAAGAUCAGAAGAGCAGUUGGCAUGAAAAUAGUGGUAGAAGAUAGCAAGAGAUGCAACAUUGUGACGAAAGGCUGAAGACAGCCAGUUAGAGAGGAGUGAUGAGACAAAAAGCUUUUGAUUCCACCCUAUCUAAAAGAGCAGUAUGAGUGGAACCCCCCUCCCCCAUACAUGUGAAGCAUACUCUAUAUAUGAAGAGAUAAGGGCCCUGUACAGAGUCAGCAGCUGGGGGGUGAGAAAAACUGGCAGAGACAACUCACAAUGUCAAACUUCAUAAAAGCUAUUUUAGCUAGAGAUGAGAAGUGAAGUUUCCAGUUUAGAUCACAAGUAAAGGACAGGCUAAGGAUGUUCAUUGAUGAAGAGGGGAUAGUUGUCUGGAAGGUUGUGUCAAUUUGAUAGAUGGAGGAAUUGAGUUUUCGAGGCAUUGAACAAUAAUAAGUUUGCUCUGCCCCAAUCAGAAAUUUUAGAGAGAUCAGAAGUCAUGUGUUUUGUGGCUUCCCUGCAUGAAAUGUUUACUUCAUGAAGGGUUGGAAAUCUAUGAAAAGGCAUUAGGUUAGGUUAGGUCACGUUAUGUAAUUAGAUCUGGUCAAAUUAGAUUAGGUGAGGUCAGAUUAUGUUAGAUUAGGUCAGGUUAUGUUGGGUUAGGAAGAUAGUGUGUGUGUAAGAGGAAGGAAAGGUUUAAUGAAGGAAGUAUAUUGAAGUGUUAGGAAGAGAACAGAAGUAAUGUUAUGAAUGUAAGAGUUGAAGACUUAUUGAAGUGUGGAGGUUGCCAUGAAAACAAAGUUGAAGAAGAGUAGAAUGCCCGUUAGGUUAGAUUAGGUAAGAGUUUCUAAGCAUUUGGGAAAAAAAAGUUGAGGAAUGUAUUUAACUGUACAAAUAGAGGCCUUCAGUAUAUUACAUAAGAAUUGAGCCAGAUAUCAAGAAAUAUGUGUAUUGUCUUCAUACAGAAAAUAAAGAUAAAUGUAAUAA